AUGACGGAUGUUGCCAUGGAGGAUCCUUCUUUGCAGACCGCUGGCCAGCAAAAUGCACGCAAGGCGGCCCAGCAUGCUCGACUUAGCUAUGAUGUGGAGACAUUCAUCGCAGAGAGUGUGCAGAAGGGAGAAUUUCUUCAGUGUGUUCAGACGGCCGUGGACUAUGUGUCUGCCAAGAUUGACCGCGAGGCUGAGUCCAAGAGAUUCACGACACGUUCUGCAGAGGAUGUACGAGAUAUGCUGACGAGCAAGAAGACCGUGCAAGUCGGAGGCUCCUUGGGCUGGUUGUCGCUCACGGAGUGGGGAUUCCCGCUCCAGGCCCUCUCCUCGGCACGUGUCCUCCACGUGGCCAAGCAGUGGAGUGGUGUUCCCAUCGAGCUGGCUGAGAUCCUUGGAACCACCACGGUGAAUUCCGACCUCUGGCUGCAGGACAGGUUCCAGGAUCUUGUCCGUGCCGACAACGAUGCGGGGAUCGCUGCCGUGUGCGUGCUUGUGCACAUGAUGCGGGCAGAUGAGCAUGCGGAGUUUUGGAUGCUACGCAGCUUGAGAGACAUCUGCUACGUUUUCAGAUCAAUGGGGACAGACCUUGAAUUCUCCAUCUCCAAAUUCUCGGCUUCGGAGAAGGAGGAAGAGGAACGACAGGUGAUUGGAUUGAGUGCAGCCAGGAAAUGCGUCGUGAUUGCAGCGCUCCUGGACAAAGGCAAGGGUGCGGUCAGCGACACAAAAUCAGAGGAGGCCCUCGCGAAGAAAAUUCUGGCGAGCCACCCGGAGCUCAAAUGGACUAGCGAGACGCUUCUGCGGUACUCGGGUAUGGGACGGAAGCUGGCGGCAAGCCCGCUGACCAUGGGGGCUCUGAGUUGCUCGGAGCACUGUUUCGGCCGAAAGUCGUUUUUCGAUGGCGUGGCCGUCAUGCGUGCACUCCUGGGACUCAACUUCACCGACGAAGAGAAUGCCUACGUGGUGACUACUCUCAAGUGGGAGCAGGAGCUGAAAUAUCGCCGAACGUUGGCUCCCAUUCGUGCCGGCGCAGGUCGUUUCGACAUCCCCAAGGUCCUGAAAUCCAUUCUCAUCCGCCGAGACUUCUUCGUUCAUCUUCGAGCAACGUAUCCGAAGCUCGACAGUCAGCUUGCCGAGUUUGGAAAGCUUAGCUGGUAUGCGGCACAGGCGAAGCCUGCGACCUGUGAUGACGAGGAGCCGGAACCGGUUGAAGAGGACGAGAAGGCUCAAGAGGGUCCGGUUUCUUCCUACUCGAGCCUGAAGAUCCUCGUGGGCCUCUGCACCAGAAUCUGCAAGGCUGGCAUGGAUUUGUCCAUGUGCAGGAUCGCUGCUGAUUCUGUUCCUGGCAAGAUGCUAGCGAUGACGUCGCAGGAUGAAGUGUUGUCAAAGCAGCUGCAAAAGGUGGCCACCUUUUACGCCGUCGACUUCCCGGCGAAAUCCAGCACCGCCUCCGAUACCGCCGUCAUGCACUCCAUCGGUGACACAGCGCUGGAGGUGGCGUUGUCCAAGGUCAUCUCCAGCCAAGAUGAAUACAGAGUCGAGUUGGCCAAGUACAAUACGGAUGCUGAGAACCACAAGAUGACCGCGGCCAAAAACUUCGUUCGUGACAGGAUCACCCUUGUCAUCAGUGAGGACAUGGGCAAGGAGAAGCUGGCCAAGCUCCCGCUCAUCCGGGAGAACAAGAUCAAGCUUGUGGUGUAUGGGGCGGAAUUGGAUGGUCCGCAAGAUUGGGAGGUCAUCAAAAAGAGGAGGCUCAAUGCCUUUGCAGGCACAGGCCCAGGAAUCAGCCGAGACAGAGUUGAGAAGGCGGUGGCCUGCUUCCAGGAACUUCAAUUCACAGAUACAGAGUACGGGCAGCAGAUGGUGUUCAUCGCUACAUGCAAGCAAGAUUCGCACAUGCGUGCGAGCUCUUCUCCGCUCGAGAUCGUCAAGAAAGAGAUCUCCGUGUUAAAGGCGCCGCUGGUGGUCGGAGUGAUCGAAGCGCACGAGGCCUCGAUGUUGCAACGUUUCCGGCGUGGCAAGCGCCCGUUCGGACAGAAAAUCGAAGAAAAGCUGGUAGCGUGCUGCCGCAAAGGCUUUUCGCAGUGCCUGCAGGGCCGCAGCAAAUUCCUCGAGUGCGACACGUACUUUAACAAAUGGCCAAUUACAGUGCAAGACAGUGAUCUGUUGUUCGGCGCGGACGAGGCGCCCGACCGCCAGGCCACGCAGGAAGGCGAGGAAGACGGUUAUGAUGUCUCCGCGGAGUGCAAGGAGAAUCAUAUCAUACCCUUUGCGCACGAACACUCCCCAGUGCUGUACCAAGCCAUGCUGGAGUGCCGUGGCUUACUUCCGAUAUGGUCCAUUGAAGGGGUUAAAAGAGGUUUAGAUAACAGACCAGACAGAGCAUUUUCGGAUAAAGUGACAAAUUGGUUCGAUAGGCUUGGCCUUCCUCCACGAAGCAAUAGACAGACCAGGAUCUUCCGAGCCGAAGUCUUGGUCAUGCUGACGGCGGGCUCGGGGCAGGGCCUCUUGGGUGCCAUCUUGAGCGGCUGCAGAGCCGUGGGGCUGGUGAGGAACGUGAAGCACCAGGCUUAUGUGAUGGGCAAUCUGACACGGUGGGUGGCGCAGAAGUCGCUCACUCCGGGUUUCGUGCCCCUUCCAAAGCCGCAGGAGCUUGUCAAAUUUGAGAAAGACAACAGGCUUGCCAUGGGAGUCGGCAGUGGCAACAGUGGCACCGCGCCAAAUCCUGCCGUGGCGCCCAAGAGUGCUCCGGUGACUGGGCCUGUGACUCCGAUUCUGGUCACGCCACCCCGCCCGACGGGUGGGACUGGGCAAUCUCCGACGCCUGAUUCCAAGGGGAAUGGCAAAAACAAGGCUGGCAGCAAGACUUCCAGCCCCAGCCCUUCUCCCGGCACCGGCAAUUUGCUGUCCAUGUUCGGUAAAGCCAGCGGUCUUUAG
Molecule: messenger RNA, 2934 nt
Organism: Symbiodinium sp. CCMP2592
Lineage: Eukaryota; Dinophyceae; Suessiales; Symbiodiniaceae
Source: the annotation of a GenBank genome assembly